Messenger RNA from Trichomycterus rosablanca, 1444 nucleotides. It is a transcript of the gene pknox1.2, whose product is annotated as pbx/knotted 1 homeobox 1.2. The transcript has 11 exons. Bases 51 to 1364 code for a protein of 437 amino acids. Gene Ontology annotation, molecular function: RNA polymerase II cis-regulatory region sequence-specific DNA binding. Lineage: Eukaryota; Metazoa; Chordata; Actinopteri; Siluriformes; Trichomycteridae. Gene Ontology annotation, biological process: angiogenesis; regulation of transcription by RNA polymerase II. The record is from RefSeq and is a predicted model, not a curated record.
CACUAAGUUUUGAAGUCAGGGGCAAGAAUGCUCCAGAGGCAACAGUAGCUAUGAUGACGUCGCCAUCAUCGGUGUCUAUGGAGGAGUUUCAGGAGGCCCAACAGAUGCAGGAGGAGGAGCAUUUUGUGAAAGAUACAGAGGAGAGAUUGAAGGAGGAUGAGGAGAGAGAGGAGGCGGAGAGGGGCUCAGUGCCAGCCGACCCCCAGUCGCCUAUGGAGGCCCAAAAAACUGCCAUCUACAGACAUCCCCUGUUUCCCCUGCUGGCGCUGCUGUUUGAGAAAUGUGAGCAGUCCACUCAGCGCUCGGAGUGUGUGACGUCAGCCAGUUUCGACAUGGACAUUCAGAACUUUGUGCAGAGUCAGGAGAAAGAGACCAAGGCCUUCUUCAGUGAUGACCCUGAGCUUGACAGUCUGAUGGUGAAGGCGAUCCAGGUCCUGCGCAUUCACCUGCUGGAGCUGGAGAAAGUGAGCGACCUGUGUAAGGACUUCUGUAGCCGCUAUAUUGCCUGCCUCAAAACCAAGAUGAACAGUGAAACUCUACUGAGCAGUGCUGACUCAGGCAGUCCUUACUCACCCACACAGGCUCAGAUUCCUAGCUCUUUCUCUGGGGCAAUGAGUCCUCAGGGAAUUGUAGUACCAGCAACCGCCUUGCAACAGGGCAACGUUACUGUGACAGCAGUCAACCCUUCACAUGUAGUGUCAGGUGGGACAGUCUAUCAGCCUGUUACCGUUGUGACCCCACAAGGCCAAGUGGUCACCCAGGCCCUCUCACCUGGCACAAUACGCAUCCAAAAUUCACAGCUCCAGUUUCAGCUCAACCAGGAUCUCAGCUUUCUGAGUCAGGAUGAAAGCUCAUCUAAGACCAAGCGUGGUAUUCUUCCCAAACAUGCCACGAGUGUCAUGCGUUCCUGGCUCUUCCAGCAUAUUGGGCAUCCAUAUCCCACAGAAGAAGAGAAAAAGCAGAUUGCUAUACAGACAAAUCUCACCCUGCUACAAGUCAACAACUGGUUUAUUAAUGCACGAAGACGGAUCUUGCAGCCCAUGCUGGAUGCCAGCUCAUCAGAGGUGCCCAAGAACAAGAAGAAAACACCGCAGACUCGUCCACUUCAGCGCUUCUGGCCCGACUCCCUUGCAACCUCAGUCUCCCAGCAACAGGUUGCCAUGGAGGAUGGUACCAUGGUAUCAGUUGGCAUGGUAGCCGGAGAGGAUGGACUGCAGACACUGUCAUCAGAUGGAGCGACACUGGCCAUGCAGCAGGUAAUGAUGGGAGGCCACAGUGAGGAGGACGAAGACGAGGACGAUGAAGAUGAGGACACUCUAUCCCACUCUGACAUGAUCAGGCUAGGCCUGGACACCAGCGAAUGAGAAAUUACACACACACACACACACACACACUGACAAGGAUGUAGAGUGAUGCAUUAAAUAAUGUGGUGAGAGAGACAGAA